Chenopodium quinoa (quinoa) is the source of this 954-nucleotide messenger RNA. RefSeq lists its product as uncharacterized. NCBI's taxonomy places the organism in Eukaryota, Viridiplantae, Streptophyta, Magnoliopsida, Caryophyllales, Amaranthaceae. The record is from RefSeq and is a predicted model, not a curated record. The transcript has 2 exons. The coding region runs from base 315 to 848 and encodes 177 amino acids.
UUAAAUAAUAAUAAUAAAAAAAAGGGUGUUGUUAAACGUCGUUCGCAUUUUACUAGGUGACGUUCACAUUUUUUAUAUGAAUUUCCUAAAUUGCCCUCCGUAUAUAAAUACUCGAUAAAGUAAGUUAGGGAUUUACGAGACAUUUCCCAUCUCACAAAAUCACUCUUUGACACAUUCUCUCUCUAAAACCUUCCAAAAAAUCAGAAAUUUUGAAAAAAAAAAAAAAUCAGAAAUUUUUUUUUAAAAAAAAAACCAAAAUAGUUGAAGGCUACUCAAACACAAGCAAAUCUUGCAAUCAAACGUUGAAUCCGACAAUGGCAGACCGACGGAGAAUUAGGCUGACGUUUGGUGGUCGUGGUGGCGGCGUUAGCGGCGGCGAGCCGAUUGAGGGUUCUGGUCCUCGUCAUGCAAGAUCAAGACGUUUGAAUGCGUCUGUUAGGAGGGAGUUAUGUGGUGCAGGACCUUCACAUGCACCGUUUCAGCAUGAGCAGCAGUAUGGGACUGCUGGUGCUUGGUCGGGGAGCACCAGUCACAGGGGAGCGCCCCCAUGUAUUCGUUUACUGGAGUGCCUUCAUCAGUUGAGGAUGAGGAUGAAGAUCGAGGAAGUCAAUCUGCUGGAGAUGCACAGUACGACCCUCAGGAUUACCGUACUGUGUAUAGGGGUGACCAUGGGAGAUAUGUUAGCAGUAGUGAACCAGGUCAAGCUUCUACCAGCUCGUCAGAGUCAUGGGUGGUGCAGGAGCCGAUGCCAGGUGGGCCUGAGGAUGGUACCGUUAUUCCGAGUUUUGGGGGUCACGUAUCUGCCUACAUAUGGGGUGGGCAGGAGCGAAACGUGCUGCGGUGUUUGAGAAGGACACAUUUGUGUUCUGAAUUGGGUAACUGGCGCGCUCGUCUUCCGCCGGAGCACCUGGAACCGAUUGAUGGCACUGGUCUAUCUCAUUUACCCGGGAUCAU